AUGUGUGAUGGUAAGGGCAGCACAGGUUUGACAGAUACUAACUUGGCCACAGACUCUGAGCCUCCUGGAAUGGACACCAGCUACCAUCACACGGUCAAGGCGGCCUCUGAUAGACCGCCAGGCAGUGAUUUAGAAAAUCCACUGGACAAAGGCGAUGGCGGUGAAAGCAACAAGGGCAAGAAGAGGCGCAACCGCACAACCUUCACAAGCUACCAGCUGGAAGAGCUGGAGAAGGUGUUCCAGAAGACACACUACCCUGAUGUUUACGCACGGGAGCAGCUCGCACUGAGGACCGACCUGACUGAAGCACGUGUUCAGGUGUGGUUUCAGAAUCGAAGGGCAAAAUGGAGGAAGCGGGAGCGUUUUGGUCAGAUGCAGCAGGUCCGAACACAUUUCUCCACAGCCUACGAGCUUCCGCUGCUGGCCCGCCCUGAGAACUACGCACAGAUUCAGAACCCUCCGUGGAUCAGCGGCAGCAGUGCAGCAUCUCCUGUGCCGGGUUGUGUCGUGCCCUGUGACACGGUGACACCCUGUAUGACCCCUCACUCCCACUCAGCCAGCGGGGUGUCAGAUUUCCUGGGGAUGCCAAGCCCCGGAGGCCAUGUGGGACAGGCUCACAUGGGCAACCUGUUUGGAGGAUCUCCAGCCAUCAACACAUACGAUCUCAACAUGGACCCGGACCGCAAGUCUUCCAGCAUUGCAUCGCUGCGCAUGAAGGCCAAAGAGCACAGUGCAGCCAUAUCUUGGGCUACAUGAUGCGUUUGUAUCUGCUGGACUGGGGUAGUUCUUUUCAUCCCUGAAACUUUUAAACAAACCUGACACAGGAAGGCACUCAAGUGUAAAACUUUAAAAGCAACGGUGACUACCUUCUUAAAAUAAUUACGCAGAUGAUUUGGUCAGAUCAGCAACACGGCGCUGCUGUGUUUAGCGGGUGAAAGCAACCGCUGGAGUAGCUCAAAAGCUGCAGCAUAAAAAAAAA
This is a messenger RNA of Thalassophryne amazonica, 979 nucleotides long. RefSeq names its product homeobox protein aristaless-like 4. Gene Ontology annotation, biological process: regulation of transcription by RNA polymerase II. Lineage: Eukaryota; Metazoa; Chordata; Actinopteri; Batrachoidiformes; Batrachoididae. The record is from RefSeq and is a predicted model, not a curated record. Gene Ontology annotation, molecular function: RNA polymerase II transcription regulatory region sequence-specific DNA binding; DNA-binding transcription activator activity, RNA polymerase II-specific.